UCUCAUUCUCAUACUCUUAUUAGCCUUUCUCUAUAUAAAGCUCACAGGUCGAGAGAGACAACAUACACUACAUAAACGAUCAGACAGUUGAUUGAGAAGAUAUCUGUCGGAACAUGGAGGAUAUCAACCAAGAAUUCAACAAUUACUGGGAACCUAACUCCAUCCUCCAAAACGAAGAGCUUGAAUACGACAGCUGGCCGUUGGAGGAAGCUAUCUCUGGGUCGUAUGAUUCAAGUUCGCCUGACGGGGCGGCUUCUUCGAAGAAUAUUGUGUUGGAGAGAAACAGAAGACAGAAACUUAACCAAAGGCUAUUCGCUCUUCGAGCAGUUGUUCCUAAUAUCACUAAGAUGGAUAAAGCAUCAAUAAUCAAAGAUGCUAUUAGUUACAUACAAGGGUUACAAUAUGAAGAAACAAAGCUUGAAGCUGAGAUCAGAGAACUUGAAUCUACACCAAAGAGUAGCUUGAGUUUCGGUAAAGAUUUUGAUCGUGACUUAUUGGUUCCUGUCACAUCCAAGAAGAUGAAGGAGCUUGAUUCUGGUUCUUCCUGUUCUCUCAUCGAAGUUCUUGAAUUGAAGGUAACAUUCAUGGGAGAGAGGACAGUGGUGGUGAAUGUAACAUGUAAUAAGAGGACAGACACAAUGGUUAAACUGUGCAAGGUUUUUGAGUCAUUGAAUCUCAAAAUCAUCAAUUCUAACCUCAACUCUUUCUCCGGCAUGAUCUUCAUCACUCUUUUCAUUGAGGCGGAUGAAGAAGAACAAGAGGUGUUGAGGUUGAAAAUAGAAUCAGGAAUAGGAGCUUAUAAUGGAGCUCAGAGUCCCACUUGGAGCAUCGACUCUCUUUACUAAAAAGUUUGUGUUUUAGUUUCUCUCUUUGCAAACAAUAAUAAGUCUCUUUUCAUUUUAUUCUCCCUUAGUUUUGUUUGUCCAUCACGAAGACUUCUUUUGCUUUAUGUAAUGUCUAUAGUUAUCGUACGCAUUGUUCUUUUUAUUUAUUUGGCGGGAGG
Messenger RNA from Eruca vesicaria subsp. sativa (arugula), 1003 nucleotides. The record is from the annotation of a GenBank genome assembly. Lineage: Eukaryota; Viridiplantae; Streptophyta; Magnoliopsida; Brassicales; Brassicaceae.